This is a messenger RNA of Iphiclides podalirius (scarce swallowtail), 4563 nucleotides long. The record is from the annotation of a GenBank genome assembly. NCBI's taxonomy places the organism in Eukaryota, Metazoa, Arthropoda, Insecta, Lepidoptera, Papilionidae.
AUGACCAAGUUUAGCGAAGCGUGCUGCGAUGGCGGUGCGGUGAUGGCGGAUGGCGCGUGCGCGGGCGCGGCGGCGGGAGCGGGCGCGGUGGCGGGAGCGGGCGCGGUGGCGGGAGCGGACGCGGUGGCGGGAGCGGGCGAGACGGCGGCGCGCGGCACUUCCCUGGAGCGCGCGUACGUGCACGACGUAUACGAGCAGGCAGGAGACGCGGAAGAACCGCCCCGCCCGCCUGCGCCCGCCGUCCGCUCCUUCCUGGCUGAGUUGGAGCCCGGCAGCCUCGUGUGCGACGUCGGAUGCGGAAACGGAAAGUACCUGGGUUUGAAUCCGUCCGUGUUCACGGUGGGCGGCGACCGGUGCAAGCGACUUGCGGCGCAGGCGAGGGAGCCGAGCAAUGAGGUCGUGGUGUGCGACAACCUAAGUUUGCCGUUCCGCGAUGAGUCGUUCGACGCAGUGCUGUCGAUCGCUGUGGUCCACCAUUUCGCGACGGUGGAGCGCCGAGCCAUGGCCCUUCGCGAGUUGGCGCGCGUCACCAGAAUCGGCGGCCGCCUACUGCUCACAGUCUGGGCUAUGGAACACGAGGGCAGGAACUUCCAUUCGCAGGACGUACUUAUACCGUGGCAUCGUCCAGUGACGUUGUGCCCGCCGACACCGACACCACGAUUUCUUUCAGUUGAUCACGAACGAAGCGAAACGUGGAAAAGCCGAGAUGGAUCACCAGGUUCAUCGUCGCUUUCAUCGCCUAAUGAGACAUGCUACUCGUUCGUGAGACGAGCCCUACAACGACUUGCCGGGAGGCGUUCCUUCUUGCCCUCGUGGGGUCUUAGCACGCGAGUGAACCAAAGGCCCUGCCCACGGCCGGAGCCUCCUGCUGCUGAUUUACCCAUCGAACUGAGACGUCUCGACGAGGCAUUCCCGUCUAGGCUCGUUUCGCAAACAUCCGACGCGUCGACCCUUAAAUCAAGGAGCCUAACCGACAUAGCCGACAUAGAACGUAGAGCCCUGGUUCGGUCCCGCUCGAGUCUACCCAGCCUCGGUGGUGACGAUUCUGACCCCACUCCUCAGGAGGUUGUGGUACCAGAAACUAGUGAAGCGCGAAAAAAACCCAAACUUGUAAAACAAAAAAAGUCAAUCAACGAAGACGACGCUGAGGAGGACUUAGAUAAGCCAACGGAUAUGAAAAGUAUGGUAGAGGAGAUGCCCAAUUUCAAAAUUCACACAAAUCGCUUACAGUCAAAGAAGCCAGGUGUAUUUAAGCAAACGUCCCUUAACGAGGAACUGAUGUCUGCUGAACGACUAAGAGAGAAGGAGCGGUUAAGAAAAAAUAUUCAAAAACAAGCAUCCUUAAACGAAGAAUAUUUGUAUCGCCGACCGGGAACGUUAGACUCAAUCCGUGACUCCAUAUUCUCUACGUCGGCGACUACGGCUAAAAAGUUCCAGUCACUUAAAAAUGGACUCACUAAUAAAUUCAAGACAUCGACUACCAACAUUGAUAAAGUGACCGUUUUUGUGCGAAUGCUCCAGGGCUGGAAAACCCAUGGGCCAGUUCCAGAAGUACCUACGCCAAGCGAUACUAACGCAAAUAACGACAAAAGCUACCCAGAAAGGCGUCAUUCAAAAGAAGAUGGCUCAGAUUCCUCCAAAGACAGCAGUCUACAAAGCGAUACCAGCGUGGAUUCGGAAGACAGCUUUGCUUCGGUUAUUUACGUCCCAAAAGCAGAUGGAUCGGGUGAUCCAUUAUCACCUACUCCACUAUCACCAGGACCAACAUCCCCUCGUUUGAAAGUAUCUUCUGUGCCAACGUCUCCUAGAAUGAAAAGUUCGCCAGGGUUACCAUCUCCUAGAAUAAAACAAGCGUUUCCUUUGAUUCGCCCACCAGCGUCACCAAAUUCUACCCAGAGUCCUGGAACAGUUAACAAAAUUCUAGUGGCACAGUAUAGCUUAAAAAAUUAUUCAACACCAAGUGCCGCAAUUACCCCACCUUUAAAACCUCAAUCAAAAAGUCAACCAAAUUCACCACCUAAAUCAGAGUCAGAAGAUAAAGUUAUAAGUCUAGAGGACAAAGUCAUACGGCCUGAAGAUAAAGUGAUAAAGCCAGAACCACCACCUUUUACCAACAGAAAUAUAUCAAUAGAAGUGUUUGAAGAACCGGAUCCUAUACCACCGAUUAAAGAGGAGGAAGAAACACCAACUGAAAUAACAAAAGAACUUAUUGCUGAGAUUAAUAAAGAUAUUGAAGAAAUACAUAAACUGACUGUGGAUACAGAUGACUUAAAACCACGAGUCAUAUUACAAGAUAUUAAACCCUAUCCCAAAAUAACGUUGCAAACAGUAGCAGAAUUACCGGAAAUACCACAGUUUAAACCUAAAGAACCGAAUCGAUCACCAACUAAUGAUACUCUAGACUCUCGACUUGCUGAUAGAAAAAGAAAGGAAAGAAUAAGGCAAAUAAAAGAUAUGUUAAAUAAAGGUAUUCCUCCGUUGAGCGUUUCAAGACGACCUCCGUUUCCCAUAGUAAGAACGAAUAAACCUGAACCAAUAGCAAAGAGUCACCCAAAACUAAUGUCCCUGGAACUUUUCAACCCUGCUACUGACGACAUGGAUAGCGAUUCCAGUGGAGUAUCUUCUCCAGAUUCAGUAGAUAGCGUCAUUAGCGUCAUUCCAGAUGAAUUAAGAAAAACUGCUAUUGAAAAAGACCUUUCAAAUCCCAUUCAAUCAGAGAAGAAAGAAGUCGUGCCUGCAAAUACCUCGGACAAGUCAAAUUCAUCAUCGCCUGCACAAAGCCUGAUUGAAGCUGCAGCGGAGGUUGCUCAAUCAUUAGACGAGACGUGUGAAACUGUUAUACAAUCCAGCCCACGGACUAAAAGGAAACAAUUAGAAAAACUAGAAAGUGGUGAAACAUUAGCCAUUGUACAAGGAGCUUCAAGUAGCAGCAGCAGUAGCAAUUGGAGCCUUAAUAAAUUGUCACCGGGAGAUUUAAGGAUAUUAGAAGACAGAUCAAGGUCUCAGUCACAUACUAGCUCCAGUGGAAGUUCUUCUAGUUUAGAGCGCCUAUCGCCGGGUCGAAGAUCAAAAGACCGGUCUCCUAAGCAAGGCAGUACAAGUAAUUCAACUUGGAGCUUAAACAGGUUGUCACCAAACCGGCUUGAAGGAAGGUCACUCGAAGAAAAGAACCACAGAAGCCCAACACGACUACCAUAUGAUUCAAUCUCCAUAUCGAGCACAGACUCAGAAAAAUCUAUUUCAAAGUCUGAAAGUUUUAAUCGGAUACAAGCCAAUGAACCGCUUGUGACUUGUAAGUCUGAUAUGUUAGCUAAAGAAGAAGAUUGGGUCAUUGAUCAAGAUCGUAAUCAACAUUUAACAGAAUUUGCAGAAAAAUUGAGCGAAAAAUUAUUACAAGAAAUUGAUGAAUACUCGAAACGUAUUAAUGAAGAAGACUUCGAUUUACCAAGCAGUAGUAGCAGUGAAAAAAGCAUCUCACUUAGGCUCAAGCGAGAAGAAGAAGACAGAAAUACUCAGAAAAUUCUUGAUGAACUGUCAGAUAGUCUACAGCAUCUUGAAGAACCAUACAAUAAAAUAGGGUCAGACAUGCAAAGCAUUAACAAAUUAAGCACUAAUGAAAAGACAAGGUAUAUAUCUUCAUUAAGUGAUUCCCAAGAGUCAGAUAUCAAUAAACUCUUCCCUAAAUGUGGAUCUAAAACUAAAAGUAAAAAGAGGUCCAAAGAUGUCGACCCCAUAAUAAAUAAGUAUAGGGAAUUGAAAAAGUCUUUAAAAGUAACAAGCGAUGAGGAUGUCUACUUAAAUAAUUGUGCCAACAUUCAGUACAAUAUAACAAAAACGAGCAUUGACGAAAAAUUGCCCGAUGUAGAUGCCAAGAAUCCUGACGAUGAUAGCGCAAUAUCUUCUAGUAACGGCAACCCCGAAAUCACUAUCGAAUCGGGAACUUAUGACACAAGUCAAUCAUUGGAAACAGGUUAUUCUUUAGAAUCAGAAAUAAGUGUCGAUUCAUUGUGUACCAGCACCGAUAAAAGAUCUUCUUUAAAAGUUGGUCAAUCAACUGACUCAAGUGAUUUAGACAAAAUGGAAAUAAGUCCCGAAUCGAUAACCUCACGGUCGAGUGCUAGUACAGCGCCUUUAAAAUCAGGCUUUUCUAUAGAAUCAAGCGACACCUCGGCUGGAAGCGACUGGAGUCGAAGAGACAAAACCGGCAGCACAGCUUCCUUGGGCUGCGCCAGUUUGGCCUCCUUGCCAUCGUGCAGCGAGUGCUCUAAAGAAAGAAAACUGUUAGAGAACCGAUCAUCCUCCGAGGAUACAGCCACACCAGUUCCAGCGGCACCAUCGAGAGCUAUUGCACACGCACCACUUCUCCCAUCUUUAAGCGACGGAUCUGAUAGCUUGCCUUCCGAGGGAGGCGCUGUCACUUACCAUCGUUAUUACCACGUCUUCAAAAAAGGCGAGCUUGAUCAGCUAAUCGAGAAAUACGUUGAAAGCCUACACGUCGUAUCGUCGUACUACGAUCAAGCGAGUUGGUGCGUGGUGGCAGAAAAAGUUCAGGUGUGGACCAUC